AUGGUAGAUAGUGCAAUAUCAAAUCAACAAUGGAUAGUGGCUCAUGUUUCUUUAACUCUUACAAUUGCUGGAACUGUAUUCAACCUCCUAACAUUUACAAUUCUCUGCCAAUCAACGUUUAGGAAUGCAAAAACAAGACCGACACUUCACUACAUGAGAACAAUAGCUAUCUUUGACAUUUUUAUGUUAUACGGAUGGAAUCUUGAUCAUUUUUUUUCUACCGUGUAUGGCUUUGAAAUUCAAACAUCAACAAUGCCUCUGUGCAGAUUUCUUUCAUUUUUAAAUUAUUUCGCUGCUCAAACAUCAGCUUGGCUUCGUGUUUUUAUUUGUUGGGAUCGAUAUCUAUCAUUGAGUCGUCUUCAUAAGACAUGGUUUAGUCAUUCAAAUAAUGUUCUCACCGUCAUUGCAUGUAUCAUUGUCUGUUGCGCUAUAAUAAAUGGUCAAUUUUUCAUAUUUGGUUGUUCUUUCAAUGCAGAUGGGUCAAUCAAUGCAUACUCUACGGCAUUUCAAACAUAUCCAACAUGGGAUUACUUGAAUUUGGCAUUAUAUAAUUGUGCACCAUUUAUAUUAAUGGUUAUAUUCAAUAGUGGUGUCAUUUAUUAUUUGAUUCAUCUUCGACGUACAUCAACUGUACAAAAUUCUCGAAUUCAACAUCGAUCUAUUUCAAUUACAUUAGUCAUUACGACCUUUCUAUUUCUGAUUAUGACAAUACCAAGCACUGUAGGCUUUGCAUUCUUUUCUAAUACGGCAGGUGACACUAUUUUAUAUUUCUUGGAUGGACUUCUUUAUUCUUAUCAUACAUUAUCAUUUCCAUUGUAUAUUAUUACAUUUGAUGAGUUCAGACGUGAAGUUUUUGGAAUUAUAACAUGCAACAGAAAUAAGCGAAGAGUUGUACCACAAACUCAAACUGGUGUGGCACUCCAUACUAUUGAUGCAACAAAGGCUAUGGCCAUCGCUUGA
This is a messenger RNA of Rotaria socialis, 960 nucleotides long. The record is from the annotation of a GenBank genome assembly. Lineage: Eukaryota; Metazoa; Rotifera; Eurotatoria; Philodinida; Philodinidae.